AUGAAAAAUCUGGUCACAAAAUGGGGGAAUUUAUCCUUGGACGAUAGGGAAGGUGGAGAGGUCCAACUUAACGACAAUGAGAGCUCGAAUAACGUAACCAUUGCAGCAAAAUUCUUGACAAGACGAGCUCUGAACACAGAAUCUGUUGUGAGAACUUUCAAUCCUAUCUGGAGGCCAAAGAACGGGAUCAAGGUACGGAGGGUGGGAGAUCACAUCAUCCUAUUUAUUUUUGACAAUGAAGAGGAGGUGGAGAAAAUUAUAGAGGGCGAACCUUGGAGCUUCGACAAACAUCUAGUGAUGUUAAAACGAUAUGACUAUAGCAUCCCAAUACAGGACUUGGUUUUUGAUCAUGUUUCUUUGUGGGUGCAAGUUCAUGACAUUCCAACAAAAUAUCUGAGUAGAGAGGUGGCUGAGAAACUCUAUGAAGCGGUGGGUGUAGUAAACAAGGAGUCUAGCCUAGGUGAGGUGGAUCGUGGUACUAUCAUGCGGGUUCGAGUAAAGGUUGAUGUAAUCCUUCCUCUCUAUUGUGGACGAAUUUUUAAACUUGGCAAUGGAUCGAGGGGUUGGGUAACCUUCAAGUAUAAGCGAUUGCCAAAUGUUUGCUAUUGGUGUGGUCGGCUGAAUCACAUUGAUAGAGAUUGUGAUCGUUGGAUACAGAUCAGUGGCACUCUAAUGAAGGAAGAUCAAGAGUAUGGCUCAUGGUUGCGUGCAUCCUCUUUACUGGCACACAACAACUCCGUGCUAGAAGUCUCGGGGUUUUACGAAACAAAAAAGAAGGAAAUAGACAGGAGCAAUAAACAGAAGGGGAAAUUCUCCAUUGGUAAUCAUGGUGAAGCAUGUGGAAAGGUAGGUGCGGCGGAGCAAUGA
This is a messenger RNA of Quercus robur (English oak), 867 nucleotides long. RefSeq lists its product as uncharacterized. The record is from RefSeq and is a predicted model, not a curated record. The transcript has a single exon. The coding region runs from base 1 to 867 and encodes 288 amino acids. NCBI's taxonomy places the organism in Eukaryota, Viridiplantae, Streptophyta, Magnoliopsida, Fagales, Fagaceae. Gene Ontology annotation, molecular function: nucleic acid binding; zinc ion binding.